AUGAUAUUUUCAAUCGGGGACCAGAAAAAGAAGUACGAGACAAAAGAGGAUGUCUCUGAAGUCGUUGGGGAAAUAAGAAAGACUCUGGAUGAACUCGUUGAGGUCGACCUGUCUGGAAAUUAUUUUUCAGAAGAAGCCAUGGAGGAAAUAUGCAGUGCUCUUAAGGAUGCCAAGAGCCUCCGCAUAAUCAAUCUGUCCAGUGCGUUCCUGGGCCUCGACAAGGAGAAAUUGUACAAUAAUCUUGUUGUGCUUUCAAACAUGCUUAGAAAUCACAGGAUCCAGAAGAUCGAUCUUAGUGACAAUGCUAUAAGCUCUGAGUUUCCACCAGAGCUUGGGGAGUUUAUUUCCUCGUCUACAGACCUCAUCCACCUGAAAAUGAACAACUGCGGGCUUGGGAAGAUUGGAGGAAGUAGACUGGGGAACUAUCUUCUUGGAAUAGCAGACAAAAGUAAGCUCGAGGUUGUGGACAUAGCCCAGAACAGAUUCUUUUCCUUUCCCAAGGAGCUUUCUGAUGCACUCCAGGAGUUUGAAAACAUCAAGGAGCUUCGAAUCCAGUACAAUACAAUUGAGGAGGAGACGAUGCUCUCGUUCCUGCGGUCGUUCGGCAGCCACUCUCUUGAGGUGCUCGACAUAAGAGACAACUUUUUGUCGCCCGAGGGAUCAAGGUAUCUUGGAGACCUCUACUGCGAAUGGAAUCUGAAGGAGCUCAGGGUUGGAGACUGUAUGAUGGGCAACGAGGGGGUGAAAGAUUUCCUCAGGAGGGCGAGCAAGAAGUUCACGCCUAUGUCCCUUCCGGGAGACUACAACAGCAGAAGAGAGGGGAUUGUCCUCGACAUAUCCUACAAUGAGUUUGAGCAGGAUGCUGUCGAGCCGCUUAUAGAUUUCUGCAAGAGAAAUGUUAUCAAAGAGCUCAGUGUGUUUGGAAACUACUACGACGACAUAAGAGACGUUAUCGAGGUUGUUGAGAAGCAAGGAGGGGUUGUCACGACAAAAGAGCACACCGAUGUCUCGAGCGAUGAGGGUCUUGAGAUUGACGAGUCUGUGAUUGAAGGGAUCGCCGACAUGUGA
Molecule: messenger RNA, 1068 nt
Organism: Encephalitozoon hellem ATCC 50504
Lineage: Eukaryota; Fungi; Microsporidia; Unikaryonidae
Product: Ran GTPase-activating protein
Exons: 1
Coding region: 1-1068 (355 amino acids)
Biological process (GO): activation of GTPase activity; nucleocytoplasmic transport
Cellular component (GO): cytosol; nucleus; perinuclear region of cytoplasm
Molecular function (GO): GTPase activator activity; small GTPase binding
Source: RefSeq, a predicted model, not a curated record